Aspergillus tanneri is the source of this 927-nucleotide messenger RNA. RefSeq lists its product as uncharacterized. Lineage: Eukaryota; Fungi; Ascomycota; Eurotiomycetes; Eurotiales; Aspergillaceae. The record is from RefSeq and is a predicted model, not a curated record. Bases 1 to 927 code for a protein of 308 amino acids. Gene Ontology annotation, biological process: signal transduction. Gene Ontology annotation, molecular function: GTPase activity; GTP binding; GDP binding. The transcript has 2 exons. Gene Ontology annotation, cellular component: plasma membrane.
AUGUAUGCAGAGCACUCUUGGGCUGAUCUAAGUGGUUACGGCCCUCACUCGUACUGGGACUGGCGAGCUAUGCGUACAAUCGAUGGGAAGGCUUGCCUUGUGGACCUGGACGCGAUGAACAUAGCGAGUUUUGUUGGAGAGUUUUCUGCAUUUCAGCAAUUCCUCUGUCAACAGACCCAUGGCUUUGUCUUGCUUUACGACGUGACUUCUCGGAAAGAGUUUCGAUCUGUUUCGAUAGCCAUUGAUCUACUCAUGGAGAAUACGUACAAGAAAAAUAUAUCUGAGAAUAAUGCGCCUAGUUCAAUAGUGGCCGCGUCCGGCCCGUCUGCAGGAGGUACUUCCCGGAGCGCGUUGCGGAAGCUCAAGGCCAGGAUUUGUGGUCGGGAGGGCCCUUCCUCCAUGCAUCAUACAGAGCAGCAGAUACCUGAUAAAUUCACCUGCUUCCCUCGUCUACCGGCGGAGCUACAGCUUGCAAUCCUUCGAGUUUGUGCGACUUCUUCCUAUCCUAUUGUGGACAAUAAACCCCAUCUCAGCGGUAUUAACAUGAAUUUCUUGCAGGUUUGCAAGUUUUUCCAUGAGGAGGGAACCAGGAUCUUCUGGGCAGAGAAUACAUUUGUGUCUUCUAAACUAAUCUACGUGGUUGCGGAUAUGACCUAUGUCACACCAGACAACCAGCGGGUUAUUACUUUAGCAGAGGGCCAGGCACUGGCAGACCAAUAUGGUUGCAAGUUUUUUGAAUCGUCAUCCAGAGUCCAUGAAGACGUGGAAGCAGUUUUUACAUCUCUUAUUCGAGAGUGCAGAGAACGGGAGCCAAUGUCAAUCUGUCACCCUAGUACAGGUCAGUCUGGACAAGGCCACGGCCGACAUCGCUCUAUCAGUUCCGUCGCAAGAGGUUUCAAACGAGGGGCGACUCGCAUGUUUAGAUGA